CAACCUCGCAUUGACUUGAACGUGGAUGGUAGGUCGUGACAGUCGAGAAAUUGUUUCGACACAACACCAAGCUGCCUGUGUUAGCCAGCGUCUGCCACAACAGUCACCUUCACCAAAUCGAUAAACACACCAUCAACAUGUCGGCGCCGAGAGUUCUCGCGCGGCCACUGCGCUCGGUUGCCAGUGCGGUCAAAUCAAACACCUCCAGGAGCAACACUAUCCGCACGUUCACCACAACGAUAUGCCGGACGAAAGAGGUGGCGGGCCAGACAGGCGAAUUGCCCAACAUGAGACAUGCGCAGAGAGCACCUGUUGGCACUCUGAAUGUGCCAAUCGUCAACCCCACCGACAAAUACCAGGACAAAGCUGAAGCUCUUCAUGCCUAUGGUCAAUACCUGCUAUCAUGUCUGCCCAAAUACAUUCAACAGUUUUCCGUCUGGAAGGAUGAACUCACAAUCUACAUCGCCCCCUCAGGCGUGACUCCCGUCUUCAGCUUCCUCAAAUAUCACACCGCUGCCGAAUACACGCAGGUGAGCGACAUCACUGCCGUCGACUACCCGACACGAGACCAGCGCUUCGAAGUCGUUUACAACCUGCUCUCGGUGCGCCACAACUCGCGCAUCCGCGUCAAGACCUACGCCGACGAAGCCUCGCCCGUGCCGUCCAUCACCAACCUGUACGACGGUGCCAACUGGUAUGAGCGUGAGGUCUACGACAUGUUCGGCGUCUUCUUCGUCGGCCACCCAGACCUCCGCCGUAUUCUGACCGACUACGGCUUCGAUGGACACCCGCUGCGCAAGGACUUCCCCUUGACCGGAUACACCGAAGUCCGAUACGACGAGGAGAAGAAGCGCAUAGUCGUCGAGCCAUUGGAAUUGACGCAAGCAUUCCGAAAUUUCGAGGGCGGAACUGCAGCGUGGGAACAGGUCGGCCCAGGACACGACCGAAAGCCCGACACGUUCAAACUGCCUACACCAAAGCCUGAGCCCAAGCCCGAGGAGAAGAAGUGAUUUCUCCAGGGAUUACAAAAUCGUUUCACCGUCGCAUGUCAGUGUACAGUAGUAGGAAAAUUACAAGCCUGUACAUACACGUCCAUCCGUCGUACAGCACUUCCGUCACAGCGGGAGAGACUUCUAUAGAGUUAACAUCAUCAUAUUCACACCGUCAUAAGACCGA
This is a messenger RNA of Dissoconium aciculare CBS 342.82, 1176 nucleotides long. RefSeq lists its product as uncharacterized. The record is from RefSeq and is a predicted model, not a curated record. The transcript has 4 exons. NCBI's taxonomy places the organism in Eukaryota, Fungi, Ascomycota, Dothideomycetes, Mycosphaerellales, Dissoconiaceae. The coding region runs from base 138 to 1010 and encodes 290 amino acids. Gene Ontology annotation, molecular function: NADH dehydrogenase (ubiquinone) activity.